Molecule: messenger RNA, 4621 nt
Organism: Oryzias latipes (Japanese medaka)
Lineage: Eukaryota; Metazoa; Chordata; Actinopteri; Beloniformes; Adrianichthyidae
Product: A disintegrin and metalloproteinase with thrombospondin motifs 2
Biological process (GO): extracellular matrix organization; proteolysis
Cellular component (GO): extracellular matrix
Molecular function (GO): metalloendopeptidase activity
Source: RefSeq, a predicted model, not a curated record
CAGGGACUGGUCUCAGUUGCACCCAGUUCGCCUGCAGUCAGUCUGCCACGCUUGUCAGCAUGGAGGAGUCUUACUGUGGAUUUCUGGUGGUGCUGCUUCUGCUGCAGACAGGCUCUCUUGUCUCCGUCUACAUCACAGAUGGCACAGGUUCUCUCCAUCAGGUUCUGUCAGAAUUCGACAUCAUUCGUCCAAUCAGAACCACCUCAGAGGGCAAUUUCAUGUCAAGGACAGUCUCUGCCCACCAUUUGCACCGCAGUAAGAGACAUGCCUAUGCCUCAAGUAAAACAGCCAUACCCAAGAAAAUCACAGGGAGCCAUUGGAAGGAUGUACCACCAUUAUUAGAACAGACUCCACCUACAGAGGGGUGGAGUCAGAGUCAGGAGAUCUUCUACAACGUGACCAUGUUUGGACAGGACCUCCACCUGAGGCUCCGCCCCAACACUCGUCUUUACACCCCCACUGCCACCAUGGAAUGGGAGGAGUCAGGAAAGGUUCAAUUUGAGCCAAUCAGAGCUCUUGGCUGCUUCUAUACAGGAACAGUGCUGGGCUUGGAGGAUUCAUCUGUGGCCAUCAGCAAUUGUGACGGUCUGGCUGGGAUGAUCCGAACAGAAGAAGACGAGUUCUUCAUCGAGCCACUGGAUCAGCAGAUGCCAGGAGAGGAGGAGGAGGAAGGAGGACGGCAGCAUGUCAUUUAUCGGUCUUCUGCCAUCAUCAAGCAGCCUUCAUCUGUCAAUCAAACCGCUGAAGACUACCUCAGAGCAGGUCCUCUCUUAGGGGCCCUGAACUUCUCCCAGAUGGGGUUCUCCUCUGGAGCUGGUUUCAGACGACAGCGGCGAGACACUCAGGGGGCUGAACUGUUCAACAUUGAGGUGCUGCUGGCAGUGGAUUAUUCUGUGCUUCUCUUCCAUGGCCGAGACCACAUCCAGAAAUAUCUGCUGACAUUCAUGAACAUAGUUAAUGAGAUCUAUCAGGACCGUUCUCUGGGAGCCAACAUCAACAUCGUCCUGGUCAGAAUCGUCAUGUUGUCCCCCACAAAGUCUCAGGAGCUGAUCUCGGUGGGGAACGCCCAGAGGAGUCUGGAGAACAUCUGUGGAUGGUCGUAUCUCCAGCACCGGGAGCAGACCCAUGCCGAGCAGCACGAUCACACCAUCUACCUGAGCAGGCAGGAGUUUGGGCCCCCUGGCAUGCAGGGUUACGCUCCGGUUACAGGGAUGUGCCGGCUGUACCGCAGCUGCGUUCUUGUGCUGGAGGACGGCUUCUCCUCAGCGUUUGUGGCGGCGCAUGAAACAGGACACGUGUUGGGCAUGGAGCAUGACGGCGAGGCCAAUGACUGUGCUGACGAUGUGCCUUUGGGCAGCAUCAUGUCUCCACGAGUGCAGGCCAGCUUCUAUCGUUACCACUGGUCCCGAUGCAGCUGGAUGGAGCUGCAGAAGUACCUGCACACCUACGAUUGUCUCCGUGACGACCCUUUUAACCAUGACUGGCCAGCUCAGCCUCCACUGCCGGGCUUCCAGUACUCCAUGGACCAGCAGUGCCGCUCCGACUUUGGCCCGGGAUACAGCCUGUGCACGGCCUACAUGACUCAUGACCCCUGCAAGCAGCUGUGGUGCAGCGACUACAACAACCCCUUCUUCUGCAAGACCAAAAAAGGCCCACCGCUGGACGGGACCAAGUGUGGACCUGGGAAGCACUGUUUCAGAGGCUUCUGCAUGAAGCUGACCCCAAACCUCCUCCGACAAGAUGGUGCCUGGGGGCCGUGGAGUGCUUUUGAUAGCUGCUCCCGAACAUGUGGUGGUGGCGUCAGGUUCCGGACCAGACGAUGCGAUAGCCCUCUUCCAGCCAAUGGUGGGCGCACAUGUUUUGGAAACAGCUACGAGUUCCAGCUAUGCAACCAAGAAGACUGCGAGCCUCUGACAGAUUUCAGGGAGGAUCAGUGUAAAGUCUGGAAUCCAUUCUUUGAGCAUGGCGGACAGAAGCAUCAGUGGCUGCCCUACCAGCAUCCUGAGCCUGAUGAGCGCUGCCAUCUGUACUGUCAGUCCAACCAGACGGGGGCUGUAGUGUCCAUGAACAGAAUGGUGCAUGAUGGGACACGGUGUUCGUACCAGGACAGCCACAGUGUGUGCGUCAGAGGAGAAUGUGAGCAUGUCGGCUGUGAUGGACAGAUUGCCUCGGACCAGGAAGAGGAUCGCUGUGGAGUCUGUGGAGGAGACAACUCCAGCUGUAAGGUCAUCAAAGGGAACUUCACCCGCAGCACCAGGACACAAGGUUACCUGAAGAUCCUGGAGAUCCCCAAAGGAGCUCGACAUCUUCUGAUCCACGAGUUCAAGGGAACUCCUCAUGUCUUGUCUCUUAAGAACUUGGAGACAGGUCACUUCUUUCUGAACAAUGAAGGUGAGCUUCCUGAAUCUCGAGUGGUGAUUGAGAACGGGGUGCUGUGGGAGUACAACAUAACCGCAGAGAAGGAGACUAUUCUGAGUUCGGGGCCUUUGAAGUACAGGGUUCUGCUCAUGGUCCGUUCCCAUGGCGAUUCCAAGGUCACGGUGUCCUACAAGUACAUCAUCCAGAAUCAGCUUUGGUCCUCGCUGGACUCCAACUUGGUGCAGGAGGACCCCAUCUUCUAUGAGUGGGCACUAAAGAAGUGGUCUCACUGUUCCAAACCCUGUGGAGGAGGGAAACAAUACACCAGGUUCGGCUGCAGGAGGAAAGCUGACGGACUGAUGGUGCAGAGGAUGUUCUGCUCCAACAUCAGCAAACCCAGAGCCAUCGGCCGCACAUGCAACACUGAGAGCUGCCAACCGCCACGCUGGGUAACGGGGGACUGGGGGGAAUGCAGCGCCUCCUGUGGUCAGACGGGGUGGAGGCGGCGCUUGGUGAGCUGCCAACAGAAGUCGAGCAGAGGUCAGGAGCAGCGCUCUGUACAGAGCAAGCUGUGCAGGGAUGUGCAACCGGAAUCCAAGCAGACCUGCAACCGGAUCCCCUGCCCUGCUGCGUGGAGAACCGGGCCAUGGACUGCGUGUUCGGUUUCUUGUGGAAAUGGCACGCAAGAACGACAAGUUGCAUGUCUGAAUCCUGAAGGUUCCCCUGGAAACUGCAGUGAGCCUGAGCCAAUCACAUGGCAGCGCUGUGAGACCCCGCCCUGCAGCGGCAACCAGAAAAACUCCAUCAUCCAGUGGCUCUCCCAGUCUAACCCAAACCGGCUGAUGCCACAGAUGACCUCCCGGCAGCGUUGCCGUGGUGAUCGCUCUGCCUUCUGUCGGAUGGAAGUGUUGAGUCGGUACUGCGCCAUCUCCGGAUACCGGCAGAUGUGCUGCAAGUCCUGCAGUGAGAGAAACUCUGCCCCCAGCGUCAGCACAGAGUCUCCAACUGGCAACAGCAGAUUGUGGAAAUGGACCACGGACAAUACAACAUCAGUUACCCAACUUCUGACAGGUAGCAGCUUUCUCAGCAGUGAUGUCAUCACAACACCAACUCCCAUUGUUGGUGUAAACCCAACCCCUUCCAGUGGGAGCCCCCCGGACUUUGUCUACGUAGAGUACGAUGAUUACGAGGCAUCCUCUUCAGAUGAGAAUUUGUCACAGUCGUUUGAGAUUCCUGACAUUCGUCCCACAUCCAUGGCAGCAGCGAUAACGAUGCCGUCAUCUCAACCCUUCAAGGCCAAUUCACCCUUUGUGCCUCCCAUUUCCUCGCUUACUAUGACAGUUUCUGAAAACCCAACAGUGGCGGCGGCGAGCACGCCUCCAGUUGUCCUCACCGCCACAGCAAAGGUCCCAAGCUUCCCCAACAGGAAUUAUACAGAAUCCGAACAUGCAAGGUCCCUCUCCAAGAAGGAGAACAACUCUAUGAACGAAGUCUGGUACCAGAUUGUGGGAGUGGACAGCAGAGGAGAUGUAGACCCGCAGAACUCCUUUGUGCGACAGAUGCCUCUGUUUCACGAGCGAACACAGAACAAACGUAUUCAGCAGCUCCUCAGCGAGAAACGGCUGCGGGGCUCUCUGGGCAGGGUGAACCGGACCAGAAACAACAGGAAACCCUGACCCUAGUACUUCCUGUUGGCAAACUUUGUGUAAUGCAAGUCUUUUAUAUCUCCUGACUACCAGCGGUCCUGCUGUUCCAAACCAUGCCCACUACUCACUUCAGUGCAGCACAUUUUCAUUGUUAGGAGCCAACCACUUUAGUUAUGAACUCAAACACCCUGAUGUAUAACACUGGGACACAGAUCACGUUUGACCCAGGACCACAGGAUGAUAUGAAGGAUCAAGGGGUGAACUUCGGAUCGGUUAAGGUCUGCUGCAGUUCUUCCAGCCAGGAUAUAUGCACCCAAAACACCUGCUUCUAAAUCAAGUUUUAUACAACUGUUGAUUUGGUUCUGGAUUACAGGACCAUUUUUUACUUCCUGUUUGAGUCCUACCUGCAAGUGCACAAAUCUGGAGUUCUUUUACUAACACCUAGGGACUGGUGACAGACGUCAGGCCCUUUUCACUGCAUGUUAAAACUCCACCUUUACACCCAGAAUAAACACAUUUAAAGCCUAAAUCAAGGAACUUUUUUUUAUCUCUACAGUUGGAUGUUGUCGCCAUAACUGUAUGAGGGAAUAAUAAAGUUGCUUUUUCUGUUUUGAAUA